Pneumocystis jirovecii RU7 is the source of this 3135-nucleotide messenger RNA. RefSeq lists its product as uncharacterized. Bases 49 to 3135 code for a protein of 1028 amino acids. The transcript has 3 exons. NCBI's taxonomy places the organism in Eukaryota, Fungi, Ascomycota, Pneumocystomycetes, Pneumocystales, Pneumocystaceae. The record is from RefSeq and is a predicted model, not a curated record.
UAUGAAAUAUUUUUUAUAAACCUUUAUUUAUUAUUAUUAUUAUUAUAGAUGAAAGCACUUACUAUAUCAUGUUUUUUUACAAUAGCGUACGCUUUCUCAAAUAUUGAACUUAUUCAUAGAAGAUCUGUUUUACUAAACUCAUUAAAUAUAUCAUUAAAUUCAAUAAGUGAAGAAAGAAUUUUUAUUUUAAUCUUGAAAAAAAGUACAACGACUGAUCAAUGUCAAGUAAAACUAAAAGAAUAUUGUGAAAAUUUAAAAAAUAUGAACCUAGAACCAGAAGAUUUGCAUUAUGUAUUAAAAGAACUAUGUAAAGAAAUGAAUAUACAAAAAAAGUGCAAUGAUUUAAAAACUAUGAUUAAAGAAACAUGUACUACACAUCAAACAAUUUUAGAAGACAUAUUACAAGAAUUAUUUUUUACGAAUGAAGAUUGCUUAUUAGAAGAUGAUUGUAUGUUUUUAGAGGGUGUAUGUUCACUAGAAUUUAGAAAAAAAUGCAGCGAGUUAAGAGAAAAAUGUAGAAUAAAAAAACAAAAUAAUAUAAAAACAGAAAUUCUUUUAAGAGCAUUAAGAAAAAACUUGAAAAGUAAAGAAGCCUGUGAAAAAGUUAUUAAUGAAAAAUGUUUUUUAUUGAUGAGAGAAAGUGAUGAGCUUAUGUCUUUUUGUUUGACAGAAUUAGAUAAGUGCGGAAAACUUGUAGAUGCAAUGAAGAAGCAGUGUAGUAGAUUGAAUCGUGAUAUAGAAUCAUUGAUCUAUGAUUUUGACAUAUAUAAAACACAAUGUGAUUUACUACUUGAAAGAUGUUAUUUUUAUAUACUAAAUUGUGAUAUCAUUCAAAAUAACUGCAAAAAGUUAAAGGAAAAAUGCGGAAAAAUAGAAUAUAUAUCACUAGAUCUAACUUUUGACCCAUUGGGAAAAAAUCUUGCACUAAUAGAAAAGCUAGGAAAUUUAGAACUUUUUGGCGGCGAAUUUAAAAGACCAGAAAUAAAGGAUACAGUUGAUCUUUUAAUAAUGCUAACAAAUGAUGAUAUAACAAAAUGUAAAGAUCGUGUUGAAGGAUGCUAUAAAUUUUGUAGUUUUCUACCUCAACUAAAAGAUUUAUAUAAUAAUAUUACAAAAAAAAUGAGUAAAGAAGAAAUGUGUACAUCGUUAAAAGAUAAACUGAGGACUAAAUGUAAAGCUUUUAAAUUAAAAUUAACUAGCAUGUCGCUAUCAAAUACUAGUAAAGAUGAUGAAGAAGUCGAAUUACUAGGAUCCUUUGAGCAGUUUCCAGAACUGAAUAAAAGGCUUUGCACAAAUUUAGAAUCCAAAUGUUUUUAUUUCCAAAAGCCUUGUACUUCAGAGAAUAUUAAUCUUAAUAAUGCAUGUAGCAAUGUGAAGUUAGCAUGUUUAAAGAUGCGGGCUUUUAAAGAAGAAUAUUACCUAUUCGAAAAUAACUUAAGAGGGAGACUGCACAAUUUAACAAUUAGCAGCUCGCUUAAAACAUGUGUAAAUGAACUAUUGAAUUUAUGUAGAAAAGGUACAGGUAUUAAGGAACCUAUAUUUGCAGAUUUAUGCUUACAACCAUGGAACGCAUGUCUAAUACUUGCAAAUGAUAUUGAAAAAUUAAGUCGAGAAUUUAGAAAGGAUUUAAAUCAAAAAAGAGACUUUCCAAAUGAAGAAGACUGUAGAAAUCUAGAAGAGAAUUGUAAGAUAUUAGGACAAGAUUCAAAAAUGAAUGAACUACCAUGUCUUACACUAAAAGAACGAUGUGAUCACUUGAAAAAUGCUAAGAAAUUAGAGGAAAUUUUGUUAGAAGAAAAAGCAGAAAAUUUAGGCAAUUUAGAUAUAUGUAUAAAAAAAGUUACAGAAAGAUGCAAUAAUUGGUCUAAAAGAAAGAGAACAGAGUUUAUUCUUUCAUGUAUACAAUUAAAUGCUACUUGUCAAAUAAUUAUUGAAAGUAUUAGAUCUAAAUGUACUGCAUUAGAGAAAAACAUAGAAAUUGAAAACGUUUUAGAUCAAGUAAAGAAUGAUGAUGUAAAUAUAAAAGGACAAACAUGCGACUUUUGGGAACCUUAUUGUGACAAGUUUCAGCUGAACUGUGAAAAACUUGUUCAAGAUAAUGAGAAUGAUGGAAAAUGUAUAGAAUUAAAAAAGAGCUGUAAAUUACACAGAAUGGGGGAAAAUCAAAAGAUAGAACUUAUGUAUGAAUUAAGAGGAAGUCUCGAUAACAAAAAUAAAUGUAAAACAUCUCUUGAUAGAUUUUGUUUGUUCUGGGAUGAAACAAAAAAUAAUACAUUUAAGAAUCUCUGUCAUGAUGACAAUGGUACUAAAAAUGAUACAGCUAGAGAUGAACUAUGUGUAAAGCUCGUAGAUAAAAUGAAAAAAAAAUGUACAGAAAUGUUCAUAAGAUUAAAUGAUUCAGCAACAGAGAUAGAAAAAAGUCUGGAUAUUGCUGGAAAAUUAAUUCAAACAGCAAAAAAAGCAUUAAGAAGUGUAAAGCUUACUUUAAUUUCAAAUAGACGAAGAACAUGUCUUAAUAUACAUAAUUGGAAUACUAAGACAAAUGCAAAUUUAAAAAGAGAUACAACUCAAAAUCAAUUAGAGUAUUUGGAACAAAAGGAGAUAGAAGUGAAUAUUACAGAAAAAGAAGUUGAGGCAUUUGAUGCAGCAACAGAAGCGUUAAAAGUCUAUAGAGAAGUGGAAGAAGAGUGCAGAAGUCUACUGUUAAAAUGUAAAUUUAAGGAGGAUUGUUCUGAACAUAAAAACACAUGCAAGAAAAUCGAAGAAACAUGCAGUAAAUUGGGGUCACUGGGAGUCAGAUCUUCAGAAACAAAAAUCACUACAGAAACAAAAAUCACUACAGAAACAGAUAAAAAUACAACGCAAGAAACAGCGACAACAGGAGAACAAUGUACGUCGAUUCCUAGAGACAAGUGGAUUACGCGUACAUUAACACAUACAUACAUACCUACAGAAAUAUCUAUAGAAACAUUAACUGUAACAUUGACGUCAACGCAGGAAUGUCAACCGGUCAGAUGUACUACUGGAAGUGAAGAUGAAACAGGGGAUGUAAAGCAAAAUGAAGGAUUAAAGAUGAAUGGAUGGGGUCUGAUGAAAGGAGUAAUAUUAACAAUGAUUAUUUCAACUAUGAUUUAA